AUGGACCUGUCGGAGCUUGGAGAAGCUGCAGCUUUCCUCAGAAGAAGUGAGGCUGAGCUUCCUCUGCUACAGGCCGUAGCCUUUGGUGGGGAGAAGAAAUGCUGGGUUCAUGAUGGCACAAAAGCUUACAUUGAGGCUGAGAUUAAAGGGAGUGAAGAUGAUGGGACAGUAAUGGUUGAGACUACAGAUGGAAAGAUUCUGAGUGUCAAAGAGGAUACAAUCCAGCAGAUGAAUCCUCCCAAGUUUGAAAUGAUUGAAGACGUGGCAAUGCUGACUCACCUCAAUGAAGCCUCUGUGCUACAUACCCUGAAGAGGCGCUAUGACCAUUGGAUGAUCUAUACAUAUUCAGGUCUCUUCUGUGUGACCAUAAACCCUUACAAGUGCCUCCCACUGUAUCAGAAAGAAGUCAUGGCUGCCUACAAAGGAAAGAGGCGAUCAGAAGCUCCCCCUCACAUCUUCGCUGUUGCUGAUAAUGCCUUUCGGGAUAUGCUUCGCAAGGGAGAGAAUCAGUCUAUACUCUUCACAGGAGAAUCUGGUUCUGGGAAGACUGUGAACACCAAGCAUAUUAUCCAGUAUUUUGCUACCAUAGCAGCAAUGGGUGAGUCCAGGAAGACACCGGGGACUUUAGAAGAUCAUAUCAUGCAAGCAAAUAAGAUCUUGGAAGCAUUUGGAAAUGCCAAAACUCUGAGAAAUGACAACUCUUCUCGCUUUGGAAAAUUAAUCAGAAUGCAUUUUGGUGCCAACGGUAUGCUUUCUUCUGCAGACAUCGAUAUCUAUUUGCUUGAAAAAUCUCGAGUGAUUUUCCAGCAGGCUGGAGAGAGGAACUAUCAUAUAUUCUAUCAAAUUCUGUCUGGAAAAAAAGAGCUUCAUGACAUGCUCCUGGUGUCUGCAAAUCCCUCCGACUUUCACUUUUGCUCCUGUGGAGUAAUUGCUCUGGAGAGCUUGAAUGACAUUGAAGAAUUGCUGGCCACACAAGAAGCCAUGGAUGGCUUGGGCUUUCUUCCUCAUGAGAAGCAUGCAUGUUAUAAACUCACUGCAGCCAUCCUGCACUUUGGAAACAUGAAAUUUAAACAGAAACCCAGAGAAGAGCAGCCGGAAGCAGAUGGCACGGAAAGUGCUGACAAAGCUGCUUUCCUCAUGGACAUUAACUCCCCUGAGCUGGUGAAGGGCUUGACCCAUCCUAGAAUCAAAGUUGGUAAUGAAUAUGUUACCAGAAGUCAAACUGUAGAACAGGUAACUUAUGCUGUUGGUGCACUAUCCAAGUCAGUAUAUGAAAGGAUGUUUAAGUGGCUGGUGGCACGUGUCAACAGAGGCCUGGAUACCAAGCUGUCAAGGCGGUUCUUCAUUGGCAUCCUUGACAUCACCGGUUUUGAAAUCCUUGAUUAUAAUACUCUUGAACAACUUUGCAUUAAUUUUACCAAUGAAAAAUUACAACAGUUCUUCAAUCAGCACAUGUUUGUUUGGGAGCAAGAAGAAUAUAGGAAAGAAGGCAUUGACUGGGUAACUGUUGACUUUGGCCUGGAUUUGCAAGCCUGCCUAGAUUUCAUUGAGAAGCCAACAGGCAUCCUUUCCACUCUUGAAGACGAAUGCAUGUUUCCUAAGGCUACAGACAUGACUUUCAUGAGCAAACUCUUUGACAAUCAUCUUGGAAAGUCGGUUCAUCUCCACAAGCCUAAACCUGAUAAAAAGAAAAAAUACGAAGCUCACUUUGAAGUUGUCCAUUACGCAGGAGUGGUACCUUAUAACAUCAAUGGUUGGCUUGAAAAAAGCAAAGACCUUCUUAAUGAAACAGUGGUGGCUAUAUUUCAGAAGUCUUCCAACAGACUCUUGGCAAGUCUUUUUGAAAAUUACAUCAGUAGUGACAGUGCAAUAGAGUUUGGGGAGAAGAAACACAAAAAGGGAACUUCAUUCCAAACAGUUGCAUCUCUGCAUAAAAAAACCUUAAAUAAAUUGAUGAGUAAUCUGAAAUCAACAGAACCUCAUUUUGUGAGAUGCAUAAAUCCCAAUGCGAACAAAAUGCCAGGUGUAUUGGACCCUCACUUGGUUCUGCAACAGCUGCGCUGUAAUGGUGUCUUGGAAGGGAUUCGGAUAUUCCGUGAAGGUUUUCCAAACCGACUGCUGUAUGCUGAUUUUAGACAAAGGUACUGCAUUCUGAAUCCAAGGACCUUUCCAAAGAGCAAGUUUUUGAGCAGCAAAAAAGUUACGCAAGAACUACUUGGCUCCAUGGAUAUAGACCAUACCCAGUACCAAUUUGGAAUUACCAAGGUGUUUUUAAAAGCUGGCUUCCUGGACCUGCUGGAAGCAAUGAGAGAUGGGAGACUUUCUAAAUUCUUCACAUUGUUUCAAGCCAGAGCAAGGGGCAAACUGAUGCGAAUCAAAUACCAGAAUAUUCUGGAAGAAAGGAAUGCACUUCUUUUGAUCCAGUGGAACAUAAGAGCUUUCAUGGCUGUGAGGAAUUGGCCCUGGAUGAGACUCUUCUUUAUGAUUAAGCCCCUUAUUAAAUACAUGGGAGUGGGAGAUGAGAUAGCCAAACUGAAAGAAGAAUGCGUGAAACUGCAGAAAACCUUGGAAAAAGCAGACUCUCAGAAGGAGGAACUGAAUGCAAAGCAAGUCUCCCUCAUUCAGGAAAAGAAUGAUUUACUUCUUCAGCUGCAGGCUGAGCGUGAGACACUGGCAAAUGUUGAAGAACAGUGCAAGUGUCUGAUUAAAUCCAAGAUCCAGCUGGAGGCCAGAGUCAAGGAGCUGGCUGAGCGGGUGAAGAAAGAAGAGGAGAUAAAUUCUGAGCUCACAGCCAGGGGGAGAAAACUCGAAGAUGAAAGUUCCGAGUUGAAGAAAGAAAUCGAUGACCUGGAAACAAUAUUGGCAAAGUCGGAAAAGGAGAGACACGUUACAGAGCACAAGGUCAAGAACCUGACUGAGGAGGUGGAAUCUCUAAAUGAGGAGAUCAGCAAACUUAACAAAGCAAGCAAGACUGCACAGGAGGCCCAUCAGCAGACUCUGGACUACCUGCACACAGAGGAGGAGAAAGUUCGGAACCUGAGCAAAGCACAUCUGAAAAUGGAGCAGAAAGUUAGUGAGCUUGAAGAUGCCCUUGAUCGAGAGAGAAAAGCAAGAAUGGACUGUGAAAAGAAAAAGCACAAACUGGAGUGUGAUUUAAAGUUGAGCCAGGAAAGUGUGGAGAACCUGGAGAGCAGCCAGCUGCAGCUAUCAGAACAGCUAAGGAAGAAAACAUUAGAAGUGAGUCAAGUGAAUUCAAAGAUGGAGAAUGAGAGAGGCCUUGUGGUUCAGCUGCAGAAGACGGUUAAAGAUCUUCAGACUCAGGUACAGGAUUUGAAAGAGGAACUGGAAACUGAAAAGACCACUCGGGCCAAAGUGGAAAGAGAAAGAGCUGACCUCACGCAAGACUUGCAAGACAUGAAUGAGAGACUGGAGGAGGCAGGAGGAGUCAGUUUGGCUCAGCUGGAGAUAACUAAGAAACAGGAAACCAAGUUCCAGAAGCUUCGUCAUGACAUGGAAGAAGCCACACAGCAAUUUGAGGCAACUUGUACUUCUUUAAAGAAGAGGCAUGCAGACAGCCUGGCUGAGGUCAAAGGCCAAGUAGAAAAUCUGCAGCAGGUGAAACAGAAUCUGGAAAAAGACAAGAGUGCCCUACAGUUAGAAGUGGAUGACCUCCUGACCCAUGUCGAGCAGUUGACCAGAGCUAAGGCUAAUGCUGAGAAACUCUGUGGUCAGUAUGAAGAGCACUUGCAUGAGGCAAAUGCAAAACUGGAUGAGGUGACUCAACUGGCAAAUGACCUGACAGCACAGAAGACAAAGCUACGGAAUGAGCGCGGUGAACUGCUGAAGAAACUGGAAGACAAAGAAGCUUUGAUAAAGCAACUUUCCAUGGAAAAGAGCAACUUCACUCGGCAAAUUGAAGAUCUGAGAGGGCAAUUAGAAGAGGAGACAAAAUCACAGAGUUCUCUGGCUAAUGCCCUACAGUCAGCAAAACGUGACUGUGACCUUCUACGAGAGCAGUAUGAGGAAGAACAAGAAAUCAAGGCUGAGCUGCACCGGGCCCUAUCCAAAGGCAAUGCUGAAAUGGUUCAGUGGAGAAUGAAAUAUGAACAUGAUGCCAUUCAGAGAACUGAGGAAUUGGAGGAUGCCAAGAAGAAGCUGGCCGUUCGGUUGCAGGAAGCUGCUGAAGCCAUGGGGGUGGCCAAUGCCAGAAAUGCCUCCCUGGAGAGGGCCAGGCACCGACUGCAGUUCGAGCUCGGGGACGCCCUGUCUGACCUGGGGAGGGCCCGCUCUGCAGCAGCCCUGAGGGACCAGAAGCAGUGGCGCUCAGACAAGGCCCUCGCCGACUGGAAGCAGCAGCAGGAGGAGUGCCAGGCCUUGCUGGGUGCCUCUCAGAAGGAGGCCUGUGCUCUCAGCUCCGAGCUGCUCGAGCUCAGACAUGCCUAUGAGGACAGCACCAUGGGCCAGGAGACACUCAGGAGGGAGAACAAGAGCCUCCAAGAAGAGAUUUCUAUUCUGAAAAACCAGGUUAGAGAAGGGACCAAGAACUUAACUGAAAUGGAAAAGGCCAAGAAGCUGAUUGAAAAAGAGAAGACUGAUGUCCAGGUGACACUGGAAGAAGCAGAGGGAGUUCUGGAAAGGAAUGAAAGCAAGAUUCUUCAUUUCCAGCUUGAACUUUUGGAAGCUAAAGCAGAAUUCGAAAAAAAACUUUCAGAGAAAGAUGAAGAAAUAGAAAAUUUGAGGAGGAAACAGCAGUGUGCUAUUGACUCCCUGCAGUCAAAUCUGGAUUCUGAGGCUAGGAGCAGAAUGGAGGCAACCCGACUGAAAAAGAAGAUGGAAGCGGACCUCAACGAGAUGGAAUUUCAGCUUCGUGGUGCCCAACGGAAGCUGUCAGAGACAACCAACUCCCUGGGCAAGUUUCAGGGUCAAAUGAAGGACCUUCAAAGGAAGCUGGAUGACAGCACACUCAUGAACAGUGAUCUGAAGGAACAGGUGGCCGUGGCUGAACAGCGCAACUCCCUGCUGCAGUCUGAACUGGAAGAACUAAGGUUCUUGCAGGAGCAAAGUGAGCGUGGGCGCAAGCUGGCAGAAGAAGAACUCCUGGAAGCCACAGAAAGAAUCAACCUUUUCCAUACCCAGAACACAACCCUCCUCAACCAGAAGAAGAAAUUGGAGGCUGAUAUUGCCCAGCUUCAGAAAGAAGCCCAAGAGGCAAAGCAGGGACUUCAAAAUGCAGAAGAGAAGGCCACAAAAGUAGCAACUGAGGCAGCAAACAUGUCAGAAGAACUGAAGAAGGAGCAAAACGCCAAUGCACAUUUGCAGAAGAUAAGAAAGAAUAUGGAGCAGACAAUUAAAGACUUACAAGAAAGGCUCACUGAAGCAGAACAAAAUUCCCUGACAGGAAGUAGAAAGCAAAUCCAGAAAUUAGAAUCCAAGGUACGUGAACUGGAGGGUGAACUGGAGGGUGAAAUCCGUCGCAAUGCAGAGGCCCAGAGGGGAGCCCGCAGACUGGAGAGAUGCAUCAAAGAGCUGACCUAUCAGGCAGAAGAGGACAAGAAAAAUUUGAGCAGGAUGCAGACUCUGAUGGAUAAACUUCAGCUGAAAGCACAAAGUUACAAGCAGCAAAUGGAGGCAGCGGAAUCACAAGUCAAUCAGUAUCUUUCCAAGUAUAAGAAGCAGCAGCAUGAGCUGAAUGAAGCAAAGGAAAGGGCAGAGAUAGCAGAAUCUCAAGUCAAUAAACUCAAGGUUAAAGCAAAAGAGUUCGGAAAAAAGGUUCAUGAAGAAUAAGCAGUUCCUGCUUACAGAGAACAAUGGCUGCAGAAGUUCAAGGAG
Lepus europaeus (European hare) is the source of this 5829-nucleotide messenger RNA. It is a transcript of the gene MYH15, whose product is annotated as myosin heavy chain 15. Gene Ontology annotation, molecular function: ATP binding; cytoskeletal motor activity; actin filament binding. Gene Ontology annotation, cellular component: myosin complex. The record is from RefSeq and is a predicted model, not a curated record. The transcript is spliced from 41 exons. NCBI's taxonomy places the organism in Eukaryota, Metazoa, Chordata, Mammalia, Lagomorpha, Leporidae. The coding region runs from base 1 to 5784 and encodes 1927 amino acids.